Molecule: messenger RNA, 936 nt
Organism: Scylla paramamosain (green mud crab)
Lineage: Eukaryota; Metazoa; Arthropoda; Malacostraca; Decapoda; Portunidae
Product: signal peptide, CUB and EGF-like domain-containing protein 1
Exons: 5
Coding region: 273-812 (179 amino acids)
Molecular function (GO): calcium ion binding
Source: RefSeq, a predicted model, not a curated record
UACUUGGCCAAGACGGACGGCGAUGCGAGGCGGCGGAUCCCUGCGUGGUGGAUAACGGUGGCUGUCAACACAUCUGCCUAUAAGAGCAGGGCCGUGCACGCUGCACAUGUCAAAGAGGGUUUACUUUGGCUAACGACCGUGUUUCGUGUGUUGACCUUGAUGAGUGUAAUAUACCAGGCACCAGCAGUCAGCAAUGUCGGAAUACCUGGGGCUCCUACGAGUGCAUCUGCAACUCUGGUUACCAGCUUGGCACUGACAACAAGUCCUGUUACAUGAUCGACAUGGAGGUCAUUAACUCUUGUCUUGAAAACAACGGUGGUUGCCAGCACAUGUGCCAGCAGGGGCCAGACGGAGCCACUUGCACCUGUCACCCGGGAUACCAGCUACAACCUGAUGGGCGCUCCUGUCAGGAUGCGGACGAGUGUGAGGCUGGAAGCCAUCGGUGCCAACAAGAGUGUGUGAAUAGCGAAGGAGGCUACGCCUGCGCUUGCACACAAGGCUUCACAUUGAGCUCUGACACCUUCACUUGCCUGGAUGUGAAUGAAUGUUCAAUGGAGAACGGUGGAUGUGAGCACGAGUGCCAGAACACGCAAGGCUCCUUCACGUGUUCUUGCCGCAGAGGCUACGUUCUGGUCGACGAAGUCCACUGCGAUAUCUUGGGCGGUAACUACGACGUGGACUACUCUGGCUACAGCAUCCGAGGCGACCAGGACAUGGGUUCGACAGCCACAGAGGACUACUCGACGGUGCUGGACGGCGAGAUGACCAGAAACCGUGACACGUGGAAUGACGUAACUUACAUAAGAACAUAAGAACAUAAGAAAUAAGGGAAGCUGCAAGAAGCGUCCAGGCUUACACGUGGCAGUCCCUGUACGAAACACACCUACCUAUUUCCAUCUGUUAUCCCCAUCCAUAAACUUGUCUAAUCUUCUCUUA